UCGGCCAAUCAGAGCGAAGUGCGCUGCGGUAUAAAGCCAUCUGCCGCCGAGCCUUCCCCGUGCACCGUCCCUCCCAGCCGCCGCGCGACUCCACGACCCCCGUCUACAUCACUCAACUACCGCAACCGUGAAGAUGGCGGCCCGGGUCGUAAUAUUUUUCAAGACUAUGCAAGCGGCGCGAUGCCCUACCGACGAGCUGUCGCUGACUAAUUGUGCCGUGGUGAACGAGAAGGAUCUGCAGUCAGGACAACACGUGACGGUGAAAACCACACCCAACCACAAGUUUGUGUUCACCGUGAAGACUCACCACACCGUGCCCCCUGGAAGCAUCGCCUUCAGCCUGCCACAGAGGAAAUGGGCCGGCCUCUCCAUCGGCCAGGAAGUGGAAGUGGCCAACUACAACUUUGACAAGUCCAAGCAGUGCAUUGGCGCCAUGACAAUCGAAAUUGACUUCCUGCAGAAGAAGAGCACUGACUCCUCCCCCUACGACUCGGACAAGAUGGCCGCCGAGUUUAUCCAGCAGUUCAACAACCAGGGCUUCUCUGUUACCCAGCAGCUUGUGUUCACCUUCUGCGACAAGCUGUUUGGCUUGAUGGUCAAAGACAUCGAGGCCAUGGACGCCAGCAUCCUCAGAGGAGAACCAGCUUCUGGAAAGAAACAGAAGAUCGACAUUGGACUGAUGGUAGGAAACAGCCAGGUGAUCUUUGAGAAGGCCGAGAGUUCAUCCCUCACACUAGUUGGGAAGGCAAAGACCAAGGAAGCACGACAGACAAUCAUCAACCCGGAGUGGAACUUUGAGAAGAUGGGAAUCGGAGGUCUGGACAGGGAAUUCUCCGACAUUUUCCGCAGAGCCUUUGCUUCCCGAGUCUUCCCUCCAGACAUCGUGGAGCAGAUGGGGUGUAAGCACGUGAAGGGCAUCAUGCUGUUUGGGCCUCCUGGCUGCGGUAAAACACUGAUGGCGAGGCAGAUCGGCAAGAUGCUCAACGCCCGCGAGCCCAAGGUCGUCAACGGCCCCGAGAUCCUCAACAAGUACGUCGGAGAGUCUGAGGCCAACAUCCGCAAGCUGUUCGCUGACGCAGAGGACGAGCAGAAGAGGCUGGGAGCCAACAGCGGCCUCCACAUCAUCAUCUUCGAUGAGCUGGAUGCCAUCUGCAAGCAGAGGGGCACGGGCGCCAGCAGCACGGGCGUGCACGACACCGUGGUCAACCAGCUGCUGUCCAAGAUCGACGGCGUGGAGCAACUCAACAACAUCCUGGUCAUCGGUAUGACCAACAGGCCCGACCUGAUAGACGAUGCCCUGAUGAGGCCCGGCAGAUUUGAGGUCAAGAUGGAAAUUAGUCUGCCCGAUGAAAAGGGGCGUGUCCAGAUCCUGACCAUCCACACCAACAAGAUGCGAGGCUUCAAUCUGCUCGCCCCCGAUGUCGACAUUAAGGAACUGGCCGCCGAAACCAAGAACUACAGCGGCGCGGAGCUGGAGGGGCUGGUCAGGGCCGCUCAGUCCACGGCCAUGAACCGACACAUCAAGGCCACCUCUACAGUGGAAGUGGACAUGGAGAAGGCCGAGAAGCUGCAGGUCACCAGAAGUGACUUCAUGGGAUCCCUCAACAACGACAUCAAACCUGCGUUCGGUACGAACCAGGAGGACUACUCCAACUACAUCAUGAACGGCAUCAUCAAAUGGGGCGACCCCGUCACUCACGUCCUGGAUGAUGGAAUGCUGCUGGUUCAGCAGACCAAGAACAGCGACCGCACCCCCCUGGUGGCUGUGCUACUGGAGGGCCCACCCCACAGCGGAAAGACGGCCUUGGCAGCUCAGAUCGCAGAGGACUCGGAGUUCCCCUUCAUUAAGAUCUGUUCUCCGGACAAGAUGAUCGGACACUCAGAGAUCUCCAAGUGCCAGGCGAUCAAAAAGGUCUUCGACGACGCUUACAAGUCACAGCUCAGCUGCGUGGUGGUGGAUGACAUUGAGCGUCUGCUGGACUACGUCCCCAUCGGGCCUCGCUUCUCCAACCUCGUGCUUCAGGCUCUGCUGGUGCUGCUGAAGAAGGCUCCGCCAAAGGGCCGGAAGCUGCUCAUUAUCGGCACCACCAGCAGGAAGGACGUGUUGCAGGAGAUGGAGAUGUUGGAUGCCUUCAGCACCACCAUCCACGUCCCCAACAUCUCCACCGGGGAGCAGCUCGUCGACUCUCUAGAGCUGCUGGGCGGCUUCACAGAUAAAGAGCGAGCCAGCAUCGCACACCAGCUCAAAGGGAAGCGAGUGUGGAUCGGCAUCAAGAAGCUCCUCGUGCUCAUCGAGAUGUCUCUGCAGAUGCCAGCGGAUUACAGAGUGACCAAGUUCCUGUCCCUGCUCAGAGACGAGGGCGCGUUGAACGAAGGCGAUCAAAUCCGAAUUUAAAGCUGUUGGUCUCUCUGGCUGUGCACCGUGACCGCACCUUCUACGAGUAGACAAAGAAACAUCUCUUCACUAAGGAGCCGUGCAUAGGACAGGACGAGGAAGAGGAGGAGGAGGACGAGGAAGAGGCCGUCCUGUUCUCCGUUCGACCUCCUGUCCGUCACAUCGGUUCAAAUACACACACCCGGUCCAAGAGGGGGACACACGAGUCCUCCUCGUCUCAGCAUGUUUCCGUAGGCAGUACCUCCGUAUCACCACCUAUCAGCUUUACUUAUUGACACACCACAGCAAACCAACGAAGGUCCUACUGUUAAAAAUCUGUUAUCUGUAAAGAAACUGGAAUAGAUGAUUGUAAGAAAAUUUAAAAAGUGCUGUUUUGUGCAUUGUGCGGAAAAAUGAUAACAAAAAAAGCCAUGUAUGUUUUCAGCUGUAGUAUUUGUUGUAUUUGUUGCAUAUUGACCGUGAUGCUAAAUAUAGUACGACGUGUAUCCUUACAACACACAAGCAGAAACAACAGCACAACGGACACUAAUCCCAGAGGCAUUGGAAUAUUUAAGAUUAAAUCUAUGAGAGGCUUUUAGUGAAUACGUAGUGGCUGUAAAAAAAAAAGAAAGAAGAAGCUGAUCCAUGUGUAAAUGUAAGCCCCCCAACUCUGCAGUAUGUAACUCGUUCAUGUUCUGUACAUAGUAUAUAUAGACAAAAGGAUUUAAACGAUAUAUCACAGCGUUUCUUCUUCCUCAUUCUUCAAGAGAUGUUGACUUAACACGGUUGCUGUAAUAGUGAAGGUAAAUGUUGGAAUGUGGGCCGGUCCGUCAGUGUUGUGCGCGGUUCAGGUUCGGUCUGACUCGAGUGUAGCCAACAACACCCUCAGUGUUAAAGAUGUAAACAGAAACACUCUGCACUCAAUACAAAACAUACAGAAACCCUUUAGUACUUAUCUCGGCAGUUGUUGGUGGGAACCCGGGCUUUGUUCCCACUGGUGUGCAUGUGUUAGGGAAACCAAGCGCUGCAUGCGUCCAGUCCGUUGGAGCGCCCGGUGUGUGUGCGUGAGUGUGCGGUGGCAGAACGUGCUUUUCAACGUGCACGUGUGUGUGUGUUUGUACAUUUGAUUCUAGGUUUUAGACAGUCGCUGGUUUAUUUGUGGAUUUUUUUCUCAUGUCAUGUGUUUGGUGCUUACCGUCCAAAGUUCUUGUUUUGUUCUGACCAUUGAUGAUAUGAGUGUGUGUGUGUGUGAGUGUGUGAAUAUAUAUCAACAUGCAGAUGUAUUAUUGCAAUAAAAAGCACAGAUGACAGGAAAAAGAAACUUA
Pungitius pungitius (ninespine stickleback) is the source of this 3699-nucleotide messenger RNA. RefSeq names its product vesicle-fusing ATPase. The record is from RefSeq and is a predicted model, not a curated record. Gene Ontology annotation, cellular component: Golgi stack. Bases 134 to 2395 code for a protein of 753 amino acids. Gene Ontology annotation, molecular function: ATP binding; ATP hydrolysis activity. The transcript is spliced from 22 exons. NCBI's taxonomy places the organism in Eukaryota, Metazoa, Chordata, Actinopteri, Perciformes, Gasterosteidae. Gene Ontology annotation, biological process: SNARE complex disassembly; intra-Golgi vesicle-mediated transport; Golgi to plasma membrane protein transport.